Penicillium verrucosum is the source of this 735-nucleotide messenger RNA. Its product is annotated as MBL fold metallo-hydrolase. NCBI's taxonomy places the organism in Eukaryota, Fungi, Ascomycota, Eurotiomycetes, Eurotiales, Aspergillaceae. The transcript is spliced from 2 exons. The coding region runs from base 1 to 735 and encodes 244 amino acids. The record is from RefSeq and is a predicted model, not a curated record.
AUGUCCCCCACACUAGGAAUCACCCAUAUUGGCACGGCCACUGCUAUCCUUGAAAUCAACGGCGUCAACUUUCUGACCGAUCUCUUCUUUUCCCCUGCUGAUCAACUUCCAGUGAUUGAUGCGGUGCUUCUGAGCCACGAAGAUCACCCCGACAACCUGGACGAACUUGGUCGUCAACUCCUAGAUGGGCGCCGUGUGUUCACCACCGUCGAUGGUGGGAAAAAUCUUAGUCCCCGUCCAGCUGUGCAUGGCAUGAAGCCAUGGGAGGAGCUUGAAACCAUUAUCGCUGGAAAGAAGUUCAAAAUCACGGCUACUCCGACUCGACACGUUCCUGGAGACGAGUGCGCCGGCUUCAUUGUGACCGGGGACAAUUUCGGAACUGGGCGUGACGGCCUUCCUAAUGCAAUCUAUUUCAGCGGCGACACGGUCUACUUUGAUGAAUUAAACUCUAUCGCGGGCCGGUAUCACAUCUGUGUAGCUGUGAUGAAUUUGGGCAACGCUCAUGCCCCCAUGACGGAGGACCCCGAUAGCCCUCUCAUGCAAAUUACGAUGGGCGACAAUGAUGGUGCAAAGCUAUUCCGCGCCCUCAAGGUAGAUGUUCUGGUUCCCAUGCAUUAUGAAUCCUGGGGGCAUUUCACCCAGUUCAGAGAUGAGCUACGCCAAGUUUUUCAGGCUGAAGGAAUUAGUGAGAAAAUUUGUUGGCUCACAGGUGGUGAGAAGAUCAGAGUUCUUUGA